Dufourea novaeangliae is the source of this 3714-nucleotide messenger RNA. It is a transcript of the gene dachs, whose product is annotated as unconventional myosin-IXb. The transcript is spliced from 17 exons. Lineage: Eukaryota; Metazoa; Arthropoda; Insecta; Hymenoptera; Halictidae. Gene Ontology annotation, molecular function: ATP binding; actin filament binding; cytoskeletal motor activity. The record is from RefSeq and is a predicted model, not a curated record. Gene Ontology annotation, cellular component: vesicle; actin cytoskeleton; myosin complex. Gene Ontology annotation, biological process: actin filament organization; vesicle transport along actin filament. Bases 1 to 3714 code for a protein of 1237 amino acids.
AUGUGCUUUGGACGUGUGCCGGGGGCUGGAAGUUACGAGACCGGCGAGAACACCGAGGACACCUGUCGAAAGGAAGACGAGGGAAUCGAGGCGCAAUCUGGCUACCCAGGUGUAGCUUAUCCAACGGGAAUGGGUAUGCUGCUGCCCGAUGAGACGUACGAGGAACGAUCCUCGUCCUCGAGACGCAGCUCGUGCCCGAACGUUCUCGCGGACAUCGACGAGGUCGAGGCCGCCAAGGCGCUCGCAGCGUUCCGAAAGUGCGACGAGUUCCUCAAGAGGCACGGUAUCAGGCCCGAGUUCUUCUGCAGGCACAGGGAACGGCUGGCGUUGCAGACCUGGCUGUUGCAGAGGUCCAAGCUGUCCUCCGAUGCCUCGUCCUCGAACGAAGCGGUGCAUCUACAGCAGCGUCUCAGGAGCCUGAGCACGGAACUGGUGACCCUGAGGAACCGGCUGCACGUCAGCCAGCCGGCGAACAAUUCAGGGCCGAAUGGUGCCACCGCGGCGCCCCUGUCGUCGUCGAAAAGCCCGGAAAAGGGAGGUGGCGUGCCGUCGUCCCCUGCGCCCGCUGUACCGCCCAGGACCACGCUGCCGUUGGCGAACACAUUGCCGCACGGCCUCGGUCAUCCUUCGGGGCACACGUUGACGGCGUCCGCGAUCGUUCAUCCGCACGUGAAUCACACAGGCGCGAACACGCUCGGCCACAACUCGACCGCAGCUAACAAUUUAAUAUCUGACUUGGACUCCCCGAAACGUCACAAUGGGAUCCCAGACGAUGGUAUAGUGUCCUGCGUGACGGCUCUGGGCUGUUUACGGUCUCCACCGAUCUCCAGUAUCAUUGCGGACGUGAAAAACGCGAAAAGCAACCAGGGCCAGCAUCGAUGUCCCCCGAAAGGGACGUCAGCCUCCUCCGGUCCCACGACCUCCACGGCCUUGGACGACCUCAUCCACCUACCGGGCCCCCUGACGGAGGAUGCCGUGCUUAAGUGUCUCCAGGCUCGAUUUUGCGCCAAGCAGUAUCACACGAACGUGGGCCCGAUUCUGGUCUGUAUCAAUCCUUAUACGGACGUCGGGAAUCCAUUGACCUUAACGAGCACCAGGGCUGUACCUUUGGCCCCCCAGCUGAACAAAGUCGUCCAGGAAGCGGUGCGACAACAAUCGGAGACCGGCUACCCCCAGGCGAUAAUUCUUUCUGGGACGAGCGGCUCUGGGAAAACGUACGCCUCUAUGCUGUUACUUAGGCAAUUGUUCGACGUUGCUGGCGGUGGACCCGAGACCGACGCCUUCAAACACCUGGCCGCUGCGUUCACCGUACUCAGGUCUCUAGGAUCCGCGAAGACUGCCACCAAUUCGGAGAGUUCUAGGAUAGGUCACUUUAUCGAGGUCCAGGUGACGGACGGUGCUCUGUACAGAACGAAGAUACAUUGUUAUUUCUUGGACCAGACGCGAGUGAUCAGGCCCUUGCCAGAUGAGAAGAACUAUCACAUAUUUUACCAAAUGUUGGCUGGCCUCUCCCACGAGGAAAGAGUGAAACUUAAUUUGGAGGGUUACAACUUGAAGAACCUAAGGUAUCUUCAGCACGGGGACACUAGGCAAGACGAAGCCGAGGAUGCCAUCAGGUUUCAGGCGUGGAAGGCCUGUUUAGGUGUGCUAGGUAUACCCUUUCUAGACGUGGUUAGGGUCCUGGCAGCGGUUCUGAUCCUCGGGAACGUGGGCUUCACGGAUCGUCCAGGCGUGGAGGUGGGGGUGAUAGGCGAGAACGAGCUGGCCAGCGUAGCUGCUCUUCUGGGUGUCCCCCCGCCGGCCCUGCUUCGAGGUCUUACGUCCAGGACCCAUAACGCUCGCGGACAGCUGGUCAAGUCGGUCUGCGACGCGAAUAUGUCUAACAUGACCAGGGACUCGCUGGCGAAAGCGCUCUACUGCCGCACCGUGGCCACCAUCGUCAGGAGAGCGAACAGUCUGAAGAGAUUGGGCUCCACCCUUGGCACGCUCUCGUCGGACUCGAACGAGUCGGUUCACAAUCAGGCCGAGGUUACUAGCCAGCACGCGUCGACCAUUGGUAGCUCUGCAGGUGGUACCGGUUCCAGAAGCAUGACAGCCCUAAACAACGCCGUGCGACACGCCACCGACGGAUUCAUAGGAAUCCUAGACAUGUUCGGCUUCGAGGACCCAAAGCCCAGCCAGCUCGAGCACCUGUGUAUCAAUCUCUGCGCGGAGACGAUGCAACACUUCUACAAUACCCACAUAUUCAAGAGUUCCAUUGAGAGCUGCCGCGACGAGGGUAUCCGUUGCGACGUGGAGGUUGACUACGUCGACAAUGUGCCGUGCAUCGAUCUCAUCUCCUCCCUGCGUACCGGAUUGCUGAGCAUGUUGGACGUUGAGUGUUCCAUUCGCGGCACGGCUGAGAGCUACGUGGCUAAAGUGAAAGUCCAGCACAAACAGAAUCCCCGGCUUUUCGAGCCUAGGACCGUCGACUGUAGAUCCUUCGGGAUCCAGCACUUCGCCGGUAGAGUAACUUACGACGCGUCGGAUUUCCUGGAUACGAACAAGGACGUGGUGCCCGACGACCUGGUGGCGGUGUUCUACAAGCACACCUGCAGCUUUGGUUUCGCGACCCACUUGUUCGGCAGCGAACUGAAAGCUUUGUACGCGAGCGACACGGUGCCCCGGGGUGUCAGCUUCCGGAUAUCGCCGACCUCUCACACCGACCUUUUGAACGGGGACGAGCCGAUCUCCACGUUGACGCAGGAUUUCCACACGAGGCUGGAUAAUCUCCUGAGAACUCUCGUCCACGCGAGGCCGCACUUUGUCAGGUGCAUUAGAAGCAACGGGACAGAAACGCCGCUGCAUCUAGACAGGGGCGUGACUAUGCGUCAGAUACGAUCCCUUCAAGUUCUGGAGACAGUGAAUCUAAUGGCCGGCGGAUAUCCCCACCGAAUGCGGUUCAAGGCGUUCAACGCGAGGUACAGGCUGAUUGCGCCUUUCAAGCAGCUGCGUCGGGCGGAGGAACAGGCCGUCGAGGACACAAAGCUCAUUCUACAGAAUGCUCAACAGCUGAAGAGCAAAUUCGGCGCGAGUACCAGCUGGGCGUUGGGCAAGAGGCAUAUCUUCUUGAGCGAAGGCAUUAGGCAGCAGCUUGAGAAUCUGAGGUCGGAGACGAGGAGAAGGGCCGCGACUGCGAUACAGGCCACCUGGAGAGGUUGGAGGGUGCGUAGAAGGUGGCCGAUCCGGAAGACCACGAUAGGUGUGUCUUCCGUGAUCGGUCCGAAGAAGCCUCAACAGCCGACGUCGACCAACACCGGAACCGUUCAGAGGAACGUGACGACCGGGACAGGUACAGGGACCGGAACACGACCUAGGCCACAGCCGAUCUCUGGCACACCGCCUCCCGAUCCCUCGGAGAAGUGCGCGGAUCAGAAGAUGAUCCAGCAAACGUGCACCCUCUUUGGGCUGGAUCUGGAACGACCGCCCCCUGUCCCGCCCAGCAGGAGUUACACCGUGACAGGCAACACGAAAUUGGGCUACCCGCAGACGAGGAUCAUGAAGAUGCCUUUCCCAGAAGAGGGCGAAGGGGAGGUGGUCCUGCUAAAGGGUGAAACAGUUCUGGUCGUGGGGGCGUCCCCCAGGCGAGGUCACCUCUUGGUGGAGCACAACAACACCACGUUGCAUGUACCCUAUCAGUUCAUGGAGCUGAAGCCCUGUAAUAUCAACGUUUGA